Messenger RNA from Aspergillus clavatus NRRL 1, 3708 nucleotides. Its product is annotated as condensin subunit SMC2. The record is from RefSeq and is a predicted model, not a curated record. Gene Ontology annotation, biological process: chromosome organization. NCBI's taxonomy places the organism in Eukaryota, Fungi, Ascomycota, Eurotiomycetes, Eurotiales, Aspergillaceae. Gene Ontology annotation, molecular function: ATP hydrolysis activity; protein binding; ATP binding. The coding region runs from base 1 to 3708 and encodes 1235 amino acids. The transcript has 4 exons. Gene Ontology annotation, cellular component: chromosome.
AUGAGGGUUACAGAGAUUGUUAUCGACGUGAGUUCUUGCAAAAUGAAACCGCAGUCAUUCCAAGCUGACAACCGCAGGGCUUCAAAUCGUACGCUGUGCGUACUGUUAUCUCAGGAUGGUAUGCGCCUUCUUUCUAACCCAGCCUUGCAAAACCGGGAGACUCUCUACUGCUGUGGAGAGAAUACUGUGCUUUCCUCUUGGCAAGUGCGAACACAAAGACUGACCGUUGCGCGCAGGGACGAAUCCUUCAACUCCAUCACUGGCCUGAACGGCAGUGGUAAAUCGAACAUUCUCGAUGCUAUCUGUUUUGUUCUCGGCAUUACCAACAUGUCCACCGUUCGUGCGCAGAACCUGCAGGAUCUUAUCUACAAGCGCGGCCAAGCCGGUGUCACCAAGGCCAGUGUGACUAUCGUCUUCGACAACCGGGAUACCUCCAAAUCGCCAAUCGGUUUCGAAGAGUAUGCGACGAUCUCCGUUACGCGCCAGAUUGUUCUGGGCGGCACAAGCAAAUAUCUGAUCAACGGGCAUCGUGCGCAACAACAAACGGUACAGAAUCUCUUCCAAAGUGUCCAGCUGAAUAUCAACAACCCAAACUUCUUGAUCAUGCAGGGGCGGAUUACGAAGGUUCUGAAUAUGAAGGCCGUGGAAAUUCUGUCCAUGAUCGAGGAAGCGGCCGGUACGCGCAUGUUCGAGGAUCGAAGGGAGAAGGCAGUUAAGACAAUGUCUAAGAAGGAGUUGAAGCUACGGGAGAUCGAAGGCCUGCUGAAGGAGGAGAUCGAGCCGAAGUUGGAGAAGCUCAGAGCCGAGAAGCGAGCCUUUCUCGAUUUCCAGCAGACCCAGAACGACCUGGAGCGCUUGACUCGGUUGGUCGUUGCUCAUGACUAUCUCCGAAGCGGCGAGCGGCUGCGGGUGGCUGGCGAGGAAUGCGAGAACAAACGACGCAAAGUCCAAGCGCUGGAAGAUAAUGCCGCCAAACUCAAGAGCGAGAUAGUACAUUUGGAAGAGGAUGUGAAGCGGGUAAGGGCGGCUCGGGACAAAGAAUUACGGAAGGGCGGCAAAUUCCAGGCUCUUGAGGAUGAGGUGAAGUCGCAUUCGCACGAACUCGUCCGAUUGGCCACGCAGGUAGACCUGAAGAUCGCAAGUACCGCUGAAGAGAAAGAGAAGCGGAAAACAGUUCAAAAGACUGUGAGCGACCUUGAGAAAGUCCUCAAGGAGAAGAAGAAGAUUUACGACAAGUUGCAAGCACAAUACGAUACUGCAAAGGCCGAAUUCGAUGCCCAGACGGCCGAAGUGGAACAGAAGGAGGAAUUGCUGCAAACAUUACAGACCGGUGUCGCAUCCAAGGAAGGUCAAGAGAGCGGGUAUCAGGGACAGCUACAGGAUGCACGUAAUCGUGCAAGUGCGGCGGCCACCGAACAAGAGCAGGCCAAACUCAAGAUUGCCCAUUUUGAGAAGAGAAUUAAGGAGGAAGAACCACGGGCUAAAAAGGCUAAGCAACAGAAUUCGGGUCUUUUAGAAGAGCUCGAAGGCUUGAAGUCCCAAGCCAAGAAGCUUGAGACCGAACUCACUCGACUCGGGUUCGAACCAGGGAGAGAAGAGCAGAUCUAUAAAGAGCAGACAGAACUGCAAAGAGACAUUCGCGACCUGCGCGAGAGAGCCGAUGGGCUCAAGAGAAAAGUGGCAAACAUUGAUUUCAAUUACACGGACCCCCACCCUAAUUUCGAUCGAUCUAAGGUCAAGGGUCUGGUAGCUCAGCUCUUCACCCUGGACAAAGACAAGAUCCAGGCUUCUACAGCCUUGGAGAUCUGUGCUGGCGGCCGCCUAUACAACGUUGUUGUCGACACGGCAGACACUGGUUCACAACUCCUGCAGAAAGGAAAACUCCGCAAGCGUGUCACCAUUAUCCCCUUGAACAAGAUCUCUGCUUUCAGAGCAUCCGCAGACAAGAUUGGGGCAGCGCAAAAUAUCGCACCAGGCAAGGUGGAUCUCGCUUUGUCAUUGAUCGGCUAUGACGAGGAAGUCACGGCGGCAAUGAAUUAUGUCUUUGGUAAUACCUUGAUAUGUCAGGAUGCGGAUACUGCUAAGAGAGUUACAUUCGAUCCUGCUGUCCGGAUCAAGAGUGUUACGCUUGAGGGCGAUGUCUAUGACCCGUCAGGAACCCUGUCUGGUGGUAGCUCACCCAAUUCCAGUGGUGUUCUUGUCACCCUCCAGAAGCUCAAUGAGAUAACGAGGGAAAUGAGGAGUAAGGAACGUCUCCUGGCGUCCCUAGAGGACACAAUGAGAAAGGAAAAGAAGAAGCUCGAUGCCGUCCGUGCUAUCAAACAGGAGUUGGACCUCAAAACACACGAGAUUAAGCUCACUGAGGAACAAAUCAGCAAUAACUCCUCUUCCUCGAUUAUUCAUGCUGUUGAGGAGAUGAAGACGAAUAUCGAACAGCUGAAGAAGGAUAUCUCAGACGCAAAGACGCGUCAGAGCGAGGCUACCAAGGAUAUAAAGCGAAUUGAGAAAGACAUGAGCGAAUUCAACAACAACAAAGAUAGCAAGCUGGCCGAACUGCAAGCCUCGCUUGAUUCUCUCAAGAAGAGCCUCGCUAAGAACUCAAAUUCGGUUAAGGCACUGCAGAAAGAACUUCAGAAUUCGCGACUUGAAUCCGAGCAGGUUGGCAGUGAUCUAUCGGCGGCAGAAGAGCAGUAUGCCGACGCUGAAAAUACGCUGAAAGCCCAGAUGGAGGAGAUUCAAUCAAUGAAACGAGAACAAGCUCGAAUUAAGGAUGCCCAUGAUAUUGCUCAAGCGCAGCUUGAGGAUGAAAGAGCCAAGCUGACCGGUUUUGAUGAGGAACUGCGAGAGCUUGAGGAGGCGAUGCAUUCGAAGAACUCGCGGAUCACUGAAGAGGGCCUUGAAAUGCAGAAGCUUGGCCACCAGCUCGAAAAGCUGCAGAAAGAACAACAGGCAGCGGCCCAGGCUGUUGCCCACAUGGAGGAAGAGCAUGAGUGGAUUGCGGAUGAAAAGGACAAUUUUGGGCGCUCUAACACCCCAUACGACUUCAAGAGCCAAAAUAUUGCUGAGUGCAGGGCUACCCUGCGCAAUGUCACUGAAAGAUUCCAAGGGAUGAAGAAAAAGAUCAACCCCAAGGUGAUGAACAUGAUCGACAGCGUGGAGAAGAAGGAGGCUGCUCUCAAGAACAUGAUGAAAACGGUCAUCAGAGAUAAGAGCAAGAUUGAGGAAACCAUCCUCAAUCUAAAUGAGUACAAGAAGGAGGCUCUUCACAAGACGUGGACCAAAGUCAAUGGUGACUUUGGUCAGAUCUUUGCGGAGCUUCUGCCAGGCAGUUUUGCUAAACUCGACCCCCCCGAAGGCAAGGACAUCACCGAUGGCCUCGAAGUCAAGGUGUCUUUGGGUAAGGUGUGGAAGCAGAGUUUGACGGAACUGAGUGGUGGCCAACGAUCCCUUAUUGCUCUGUCCUUGAUCAUGGCGCUCCUGCAGUUUAAGCCCGCGCCGAUGUACAUUCUCGACGAAGUUGACGCUGCGCUGGAUUUGUCUCACACGCAGAACAUUGGUCGAUUGAUCAAGACUCGCUUCAAGGGCUCCCAGUUCAUUGUCGUCUCUCUGAAGGACGGCAUGUUCCAGAACGCUAACCGCAUCUUCCGGACAAGGUUCAGCGAGGGAACCAGUGUGGUGCAGGCGCUGACGCCAGCCGAUAUGAAAUAG